This is a messenger RNA of Platichthys flesus (European flounder), 951 nucleotides long. RefSeq names its product O-acyl-ADP-ribose deacylase 1 (gene oard1). The record is from RefSeq and is a predicted model, not a curated record. Gene Ontology annotation, biological process: peptidyl-glutamate ADP-deribosylation. Bases 272 to 817 code for a protein of 181 amino acids. The transcript is spliced from 5 exons. Lineage: Eukaryota; Metazoa; Chordata; Actinopteri; Pleuronectiformes; Pleuronectidae.
GUUAAAACCGAGAGAAGAAGAAGUGGAAUAAGAAGAGGAGAAGAAGAGCUGCCAAUCACCACAAGUGUCACGUUGCAGAUUUAAAUCAGUUGUAUUCUUUGGGACAUUUCUUUACACUCAGUCCGUGGUUGAUAAAGAGUUGGGGCUCGUUACUGACGCGUGUUAAGCUUGUUUUUUAAGUUUCCUAUCAGACGUUGAUUUGUGUUGAUAUUUGUCGACCAUCGUAAAUAAACCUCUCGCUUCACAACACGUUCCCUUCUCCCCGGGGACCAUGUGGUCUGGACCGCCGGAACCAGGCCUCACCGAGGAGAUGAAGGGCGCGGUGCUGCCCCCUGCCGGUCAGCGAGCAGCAGUCCGCCAUGUGACGGGGAACCUAUUCUCCAGCUGCGGGGACGAGGCUCUGGCUCACUGCGUCAGCGAGGACUGUCACAUGGGAGCGGGGAUCGCCGUCCUGUUCAAGCGCCAGUUCAGAGGAGAAGCUGAGUUAAAGCAGCAGCAAAAGGUGACAGGACAGUGUGCUGUGCUGAAGAGAGACAGACGUUUUGUCUACUACCUGAUCACAAAGAAGAAGUACAACCAAAACCCCACCUAUGACAGCCUGACCCUGAGCCUGGAGGACAUGAAGUCACAGUGUGUGAAGAACGGAGUGACAAGAAUCUCAAUGCCUCGUAUUGGCUGCGGCCUGGAUCGACUGGAGUGGAGGAGAGUGGAGGAGAUACUGGAGCAGGUGUUCAAACACACAGACAUCUCCAUCACAGUCUACAGCCUCCUAGUGAAAGCAGAGACCACAGUGAUGAAGGAAAACAUGCGCCGAUGAUGGACGGAGAUGUUUAAUGUAAUUAUUUAGAUCGUGCACUUCUCUGUAUAUGACAAUGAUUAUUCUUUGUCAGAAUUUUGUAUUCUUUUACAAAUAAUAUUCAAAUAAAUAUUCCUCUGUUCACCCAAAUACAA